CCGGGCACACUCACGCGUGGCCACCGCUCACCAUGCACAUAACGCAGCUCAACUGGGAGUGCCUGCUGCACCUCUUCUCCUUCCUGGACAAGGACAGCAGGAAGAGCCUUGCCAGGACCUGCACCCAGCUCCACGCUGUGUUUGAGGACCCCGCGCUCUGGCCUCUUCUGCACUUCCACUCCCUCACCGAGCUCAAGAAGGACAACUUCUUGCUGGGCCCGGCGCUCCGCUGCCUGUCUAUCUGCUGGCACUCCAGCCGCGUGCAGGUGUGCAGCAUUGAGGACUGGCUCAAGAGCGCCCUCCAGAGGAGCAUCUGCAGCCGGCAUGAGAACCUCGUCAGUGAUUUCCUCCUCCAGGUGUGCGACAGGUGCCCCAACCUGGUGUCUCUCACCCUAUCGGGCUGCGGCCACGUCACCGAUGACUGCCUGGCGCGCCUGCUGCGCUGCUGCCCGCGCCUGCGCACGCUGCGCUUAGAGAACUGCGCGCGCGUCACCAAUCGCACGCUGCUGGCCGUGGCCGCGCACGGGCGCGCGCUGCAGACGCUGCACGUGGACUUCUGCCGCAACGUGAGCGCCGCCGGCCUGGGGCGCCUGCGCGCCGCCCGCCCGCGCCUGGCCCUGCGCGCCGAGCACAGCGCGGCCAUGAUCCCGGACCAGGUCCCGCGCGCGCCCGCGCCCGCCGCCCUCCGCAAGCCGCGGCUGCGUUAACGCGCCGGAGCC
Molecule: messenger RNA, 719 nt
Organism: Dipodomys spectabilis (banner-tailed kangaroo rat)
Lineage: Eukaryota; Metazoa; Chordata; Mammalia; Rodentia; Heteromyidae
Gene: Fbxl22
Product: F-box and leucine rich repeat protein 22
Exons: 2
Coding region: 33-707 (224 amino acids)
Molecular function (GO): protein binding
Source: RefSeq, a predicted model, not a curated record